UUGAACGCUUUCUUGUUCCCUCGUCCCAGAUCUGGGUUGCUCGGGCCUUGCCGAUUCGCACCUGCCAUAUUGGAACUUUCAUCGUCGUCGUCAAGGGAAAGAUCAAUAACCAGGAACUGAGGGGUUCAUCCGGCCUAAACCCGGAAAAAUGGUGCUGAUAUCUGCGGUACGGGAUUAUAUCAGCCGGAUGUUGCAAGACAUCUCUGGCAUGAAGGUUCUUAUCUUAGAUUCUCAGACGGUAAGUAUUGUCAGUGUCGUUUAUUCACAGUCAGAGCUUCUUCAGAAAGAGGUCUUUUUGGUGGAGUUGGUAGAUUCCAUUUCGAAGUCAAAGGAAUCUAUGUCACAUCUCAAGGCUGUUUACUUCCUUCGACCAACUUCGGAGAACAUCCAGCAUUUGCGCCGCCAGAUAGCCAAUCCUAGAUUUGGAGAAUAUCAUCUUUUUUUCUCCAAUAUGUUGAAGGACACUCAAAUUCACAUACUCGCUGAUUCAGAUGAACAGGAAGUUGUCCAGCAAGUUCAGGAGUUUUAUGCAGACUUUGUUGCUCUUGAUCCUUACCAUUUUACCUUAAAUAUGCCUUCAAAUUACAUUUAUAUGCUCCCAGCAAUGGUGGAUCCUUCAGCAUUGCAGCGCUUCUGUGAUCGGGCUGUUGACAGUAUUGGGGCUGUUUUUUUGGCAUUAAAACGAAGACCUAUUAUUAGAUACCAAAGGACGUCUGACAUUGCAAAAAGGAUAGCACAGGAAGCAGCCAAAAUGAUGUACCAACAGGAAAGUGGUCUUUUUGAUUUUAGGCGAACAGAAGUUUCUCCAUUAUUAUUGGUGAUUGACCGGAGGGAUGAUUCUGUAACCCCAUUGUUAAAUCAAUGGACCUAUCAGGCAAUGGUUCAUGAACUAAUAGGAAUCCAAGAUAACAAAGUAGACUUAAAAUCCCUUGGUAAAUUUCCAAAGGAUCAGGAGGAGGUUGUGCUGUCAUCAGAACAAGAUUCUUUCUUCAAAGCCAACAUGUAUGAGAAUUUUGGAGAUAUAGGUAUGAACAUCAAGCGAUUGGUGGAUGAAUUUCAGCAAGUGGCAAAGAGUAACCAGAACAUCCAGACAGUAGAGGACAUGGCCAAAUUUGUUGACAAUUACCCUGAGUACAGAAAAAUGCAUGGAAACGUGUCAAAACAUGUAGCCUUGGUUACAGAAAUGAGCAGGAUAGUUCAAGAGAGGAAGAUUAUGUUAGUUUCAGAAGCAGAACAAGAGUUGGCUUGUAAUGGAGGGCAAGGGGCUGCUUUUGAGGCAGUGACAAAUCUAUUAAACAAUGAAAGUAUAUCAGAUGAGGACCGGCUGCGCUUAGUCAUGUUGUAUGCUUUGCGUUAUGAGAAGGAUAGCCCUGUUCAAUUAAUGCAGCUUUUCAACAAACUGGCAUCCCGAUCAGCCAAGUACAAGCCUGGGAUUGUCCAGUUUCUUUUGAAGCAAGCAGGUGUUGACAAGAGAACUGGUGAUCUUUAUGGAAGUAGAGAUCUACUGAAUAUUGCUCGUAACAUGGCUCGUGGAUUGAAGGGUGUGGAGAAUGUAUACACUCAACAUCAGCCACUACUGUUUCAGACCAUGGAAAGUAUAGUGAAAGGACGAUUGAGGGAUGUGGACUACCCGAUUGUUGGAAAUCACUUUCAGCAGGGAAGGCCACAGGAAGUUAUCAUCUUCAUUGUUGGUGGGACAACUUAUGAGGAGUCGCGAUGUGUUGCGAUGCAAAAUAACAACAAUAGUGGGAUCCGUUUUAUACUUUGUGGUACUACGGUUCUUAAUUCUAAGGGAGAUUGAUGUACUUGUUAUAUUUAGCUGUCCAUUGAUGGGGUUUCUUAGGGACUUGGAAGAAGCUCAGAGGGUAGCUCGUUCUAGCACCUCUCUCGUUUGAGGUAUGUUCUGGCAAGGGCCUCGUAGAUAUAAGUGUUAACAUAAUUUAUGCUUGGCAAGUGUCUUGGGUAUGCAUGAAAGAAAAGGUCGUUAAAGGAGUUUGACCAGGGGUAUCGGACUCGAUCCACUAUUGCUGCAGAAGACGAUCAAAAAGUUAUUAAGCAGGUUGAAAAUAAACGCUAGCUGAUGCCUUGAGUAUCCUGAAAUGAGAAGUUUCAGAAACACUCGCAUCGUUUCAGGAGGAAAAGCAAACACGGAGCUGGGUACAAAGAUUUCUUGUAAUUUCUCUGAUGGGUCCACCACCCCCCGGGGUUUUGACCAUGGUAAUGGGUUCGUUGACUUUUGCUGAGUAUACUUAUACGGUGACUGUAUAACCAUGUAAUGAAUAUCCCAAUUCCUUUGUAAGUUUGUAUACUAAUAGACAAACUUUCGCGUUUUUGAAAGAUACCGCUGUCCAACUACUUAAUAGUGAUUCAAUCAUUUUUUUUAUUUUGAA
Messenger RNA from Neltuma alba, 2390 nucleotides. RefSeq names its product vacuolar protein sorting-associated protein 45 homolog. The coding region runs from base 149 to 1801 and encodes 550 amino acids. The transcript is spliced from 14 exons. Lineage: Eukaryota; Viridiplantae; Streptophyta; Magnoliopsida; Fabales; Fabaceae. The record is from RefSeq and is a predicted model, not a curated record. Gene Ontology annotation, biological process: vesicle-mediated transport.